UCUCCUCCAAAUAUAGUCAAGACUCAAGAGAGAGAGAGAUAUAGAGAGUUAGAGAAAGAGAGAGAAACAAACUCUCACCCUCACUCACGCACACACACACACACACACUCUUUUUCUUUGUUCUUUUCUUCUCCCAUGGCUUGGCUUGCUCAUUCUCAUUCAUCAUCAUCAUCUCUACCCAAUACCCAGUUACCCACCUCUUCAAGUUUUGAUUUUUUCUUCACAAUUCACUUCCCAAACACAAACAACCUUCUAUACUAGUCCCUUCACUUCACCUUCACCUUCAAGUUUUCAUUUUUUUCUUCACAAAUUUCCACACUUGGCUUUGAAAUCUUGAUGUGAUGCCAUGAAUUUGGUUCAUCUUUCUCGCGAUUUUUGUGCUCUCUGCUCGAUAAUCUGAUCUGGGUAUUCGCUAGUUUUCUCUGAUCGUGCAAGAAAUUCAGCAUUUUUCUUCUGUUUCUGAAAAUUUUCACAUUUCUUGGAACCCCAUCAAUGGAAGAAGAUCAAGAAUGGAAGCACGUUUGCAAAUUCUGCAGCAAGAGGUUCCCUUGUGGGAGAUCGUUAGGGGGUCACAUGAGGUCCCAUUUCACCAAUGGUGAUUCAUCAAUUGAUCAGAAGGAGAACAAGAAGAAGAACAAGAACCCUUCUUCAUUGGCUAGUUCUGAAACUGGGUAUGGUCUCAGACAGAAUCCAAAAAGGACUUGGAGACUCAACGAUUGGAAUGAUGAUGAAGAAGAAGAAGAAGCAGCUAUGGUGUUUGAAAAUGUCUGCAAAGAGUGUGGUAAAGGGUUUCACUCUUUGAAAGCUUUGUUUGGUCACAUGAAGUGUCAUUCAGAGAAAGUGAGAGUGUUGAAGUUGAUCAAUCACAGUUUUCAUGAUCAAGAUUCAUGGAACAACAAUGUGGGUCGGAAUCGGAAUCAGAAGGUGGUGAUGGAUAGCCAAUCGGAUAGUGAAGCUGCUACCAUUGCUCCAAAUCGGAGGAAAAGAUCCAAGAGAAUAAGAACAAGGUAUGUGAUGAGUGGCAAAGUUGCUUCUUCUUCUUCUUCUCUGUCUUUUGCUGCAUACCCUUGUUCCUCCUCUGUUUCUGAGGCAGAGUUAGAGCAAUAUGAGGUUGCUAUAAGCUUGAUGAUGCUUAGUAGGGAUGUGAAUCCUUGGUGGGGUGGUCUCAAUUCUGUUGCUGAGUCUUCUGAGAAUAAUAACUCACUGCAUUUGGAAUUGGAAGCACCAUUUUCAGUUCCAAUUUCUAAGGUUGAGGGCAAGAGGCUUAUGAAUUCUGUUUCUUCUAAUCUGAACCCCAAAGGGGGGAAAGGUUCAGAAAUUUUGGUAGCUGAGAGUCUUGAAAAUGGAUCCAGGAUGGACAAAACCAGAGUUUGUGUAAAUGGGGUUGUCAAGAAUGUAAAGGAUGAGAAGCCAGAGUUUGCAUUUGAGGUCAAUGAUAAGUACACUAGUUCAAUGAAGGCAAAGUUGAAGAGUUUGGUGAACAAGGGUUCAGAAGGUGAAUUGAGCUGCAAGAACACUCAUAAGAGAGGCAAGUUUGAGUGCACUACUUGCAACAAGAUCUUCCACUCUUACCAAGCUCUUGGAGGUCACAGAGCUAGUCAUAAGAGGAUCAAAGGCUGCUUUGCUUCCAAAGCUGAGAGCAGUGAGAACAACAGCAUUGAAUUGGAAGCUGCAGAAGCAGAACUCUACCCUGAUCCUGAUCUAACAACAGAAAGUAAGCUCAUGAUGAAGAAACAUGAACUAGGUGCUGGUUUUGGUGAUGAGACCAUGAAGAGCAAAGAGCAUGAGUGCCCAAUUCGCGUCAAGGUUUUUCAAUCUGAUCAAGCCUUGGGUAGACACAAGAGAUCUCAUUUGGCUGGUGAGUCUGAGAGUAGUACUAGUCACAGUGAAACAGUUUCUGAAAUAGGGGACUUCCUUGAUCUCAAUCUUCCUGCUGCUACAGAAGAAGGAAGCAAUAGCCAUGGUGAGCCUUUCAGACCCUGGUGGAUAGUAAGAAGCAACCACAAGCAAGAGGCACUGGUAGGCCUCAUGUCUAACUGAACCUCUCAAUAGUCCAUUCAACUUGAGAGUGAGAAUUUCUUCAAACUGUGUAUAGAAAAGUUUAGUUUCUGCUUUCAUUUCAUUCAUUCUUUACAGGAUUCAUGUCCUCUUAGGUGUUGUUUCAGUUCUGUUCAUAUUCUUCAAGUAGUUCACUCCUUUUUGGGUGAUAUGUGAUUGACUAUUACUUUGUUCAUACUUCAAAAACUAAGUUCCUAUGCUGCAAA
Messenger RNA from Lotus japonicus, 2264 nucleotides. RefSeq lists its product as uncharacterized. The record is from RefSeq and is a predicted model, not a curated record. NCBI's taxonomy places the organism in Eukaryota, Viridiplantae, Streptophyta, Magnoliopsida, Fabales, Fabaceae. Bases 493 to 2040 code for a protein of 515 amino acids. The transcript has a single exon.